Arabidopsis arenosa is the source of this 759-nucleotide messenger RNA. Lineage: Eukaryota; Viridiplantae; Streptophyta; Magnoliopsida; Brassicales; Brassicaceae. The record is from the annotation of a GenBank genome assembly.
AGGGGUUUGAAGAUAUAUCUGAUAUGGUACUUCAUGGUUAUUUUCUUCACAUUGCUACAACUCAUGCUUAUAUUCGAUUCCUCGAUUUGUCUGAACAACAAAUCAAGGAUGUUACUGGAAAAUUCCCAUUGACAAUGUUAACUAAAUGGGAUUUUCGAGAGAUAUGUUACCUCGAUAGCAUUGUAGUUACAACAUCAGGAGAGGUUUUUUUGGUUCGGAACAACCUUAAAAGGACAAAUAUUGAAAGCGGUAAGAGCUUCCGUCUCUCCAAGAAGGAUCCUAAUGUAGACCCAGAUAGAUACUCCAAUCUGCUUAUUGAGGUAGAUUCUCUAGGUGAUGAGGAGGCACUACUUCUUGACUUGGGUUUCACUUUGCCCGGUAUCGAACCAAACUCCAUAUAUUUUUCCCGUGACGACCGUUAUUUUUGCCGGCGGGAUUCAAAACUGGACAUCUGUGUGUUCAAUCUCGAAACCAAGACCCUCAAACGCUUCCCUAGUCUCUCCAACAUGAAGCUCAAAGAUGCUCGAUGGUUUGUCCCUGGCAUUUGAAAAUUCCAAACAUUUCCUUUAUUUUCUAUAUCUUAUAGCCUUUUGUUUCGUGCCUAUUCCUUUUUGUUCUUUCGGUUAUGCUUAAUUAUAAACUAUGAAAAUGCUGGCUUUAGGCAACACUUGCUGGACCUUAACAAUCACUUUGCAUUUUUGAUAUGAUGAGUCCUCCCUUUUGACCUCAUUGGUGGACAUAUAAACUUGUAUUUUUUGU